AUGCGCCUGCGCCGCGAACCUCAUCGCGAAACCGCCCGGGCCCGACGAACCUCACCUCCGCACCACCAGAACCCCGCCAAGCCGAUGUUUCCCCGCGCCUCCUCCCUCACAGUCCUGAGAAGAGGCACCCGCUACCUCCUCCGCCCGCAACCCACCUUCUCGCUGUCCGCGCGUGCCUUCUCCGCCGUCCACGCUGCUAUGGCUGAUACCUCCGGCAUCACGGCCGAUUCGUUGCAGGCCAAGCUGUUUGCGCAACUGCAGGCUGAUCAUGUUGAGAUUGAGGAUCUGUCGGGUGGUUGCGGCCAGGCUUUCCAGGCUGUGAUUGUUUCCCAACAGUUCGCUGGUAAGACCAUGCUUGCCCGUCACCGUCUUGUCAAUGCCGUUCUCAAGGAGGAGAUUGCUGCUAUCCACGCUUGGACGCCCAAGUGCUACACUCCCGAGCAGUGGCAGGCGGCCCAGCAGUAG
Molecule: messenger RNA, 465 nt
Organism: Penicillium argentinense
Lineage: Eukaryota; Fungi; Ascomycota; Eurotiomycetes; Eurotiales; Aspergillaceae
Product: BolA protein
Exons: 2
Coding region: 1-465 (154 amino acids)
Biological process (GO): intracellular iron ion homeostasis
Cellular component (GO): nucleus; cytosol
Molecular function (GO): 2 iron, 2 sulfur cluster binding
Source: RefSeq, a predicted model, not a curated record